AUGAGUCGACCGAGUGCUAAUGCCCUGCCUCUAGACGACAAGAUGUACGUUUGCAAGCGUGAAUCACACGCCUGUACUGGAACGAUUUCAAGUAAAAUAGAGUGGCCUUCGGUCCAAUGGUCAAAGUCGAGAACUGACCAAAUAAACGAACCCAGUUCAGGUGGGCCAGUGAAAAAGAAAGAAGAUAGGGAACAAUAUGCAGAUAGGCCAGAUGCAAGCUCACAGAGGACAGACGCGGAAAAUUUUCAAACCUUUUCGAUGGAACGCCCUAUAUAGUACCUUACUAGUGUCAUGGGUGAGUGUUUGAUUUUCUUUACGUGGGAGGCAUACAGCCUAUAGUUUGGAAAUUGCAGGUCGGGUUUGAAAUUAAUCGGUAAUUUAAAAACUCCUCAAGUAUGGAAAUUGGACAACGAUUGCUCACUGUAACCGUUUCUAGUUUUCUGCGCAUUCGUCAUUACUCCGUACUCCAUCAACGAUGACGGCUAGGGUACAACUAACUAUAUAGCGAAUCCAAGCACAAAGAUGUGCUCCUGGAGAGUGAAUGACGCGCAGGAUUCAUUUGGACUAAAUCGUCGUCUCUCUCGACGUGAGGUCGUCAUUUGCAUUUUAUCCCAUCAGAUUUGGUGCACUGGGUCCGGCGCAAAGUACUUGAGGAGACACAGGAAGAAAUGCACAGUUCAUUGAAGACCGAGCAUUUCAUGGAGGUGUUUAAAUUUCGCCGGAAAGCUAAUUCACCUUUGCAUGAGGAGCCUAUGAGCAGUCCAAGGGAAUUCUUGCUGGCCCACUAGUCUCCGACUUAGUGCAGGACUGCUACCACGGGAACUUGUAGCGCCCCAAAAGACAUUAAGUCUUCUGCCGCUGGCAACCACUCCGCGCUUGGAGUCAUGUGAUCAUGACGCCUGAGCGCCUGAACGUAAGAACAUUCAACCCCGAGGGUAGCCAAUUGCGGGGCCCACAAACUGCACCAUCACCCGAUCAACUGACCAGGCUGACACUGACUGACUCUCGCGUGACGCGUAUUCGCUCACGCCCACGUCACUCUAAAGCACGUGUAGGGGCCGAGUAUGGAGUCGCUGUUCCGAACUUGUAGCCGUCAGACGGUGGGGGAGCGAACUUGGGUUAUUCUGGCUCGUAACGGGGGUGGCGCAGACAUGACAACGGGUAAAUGAUUCAGUAGGUAAAAGUUUAUUGCCGAAACGUUAAUAAUAAUAAUAAUAAUAAUAAUAAUAAUAAUAGAUAAGCAAAAUGGUUUUCUUUAGCCUCUAGAAAUUGGGAAUGGAAACAACGGGUGUUGGUAAAGAGGUAAGUGUUCAGAAAUCGGUAUAAGGACCAGAAUAUCGCCGACAAGUGUAUGAUCUCUUUAGACGUGGAAUCCUUAUUUACCAAUGUACCAUUGGUUGAAACAAUAGAUAUUAUAUGCGCCCAUGCGUCCAAAACCCGACUCUCCCCCGAACUACUACGAGAUCUGUUGGUACUUUGCACCAAAGAUGUUCAAUUUCUGUUUAAUGGGGAACUUUACAGACAAAUUGACGGAGUCGCAAUGGGUAGUCCACUUGGGCCAACCCUCGCCGAUGUUUUUAUGGGUUACCUAGAAGAUAAGGUGUCCUCAGAAUUAAACAUGACAACAUUAUAAAGGAGAUACGUGGAUGAUAUAUUCACGAUUGUUGAUAACAAGGAAGACGCCUCCGACCUACUUUGCCUGAUGAAUAAUCUGCAUCCUAAAAUCAAAUUUACGAUGGAAAUGGAGCAGUUUAACAAGUUACCCUUCCUGGACGUCCUCAUGUUUAGAGAGGAUGAUGGUUCAAUAAGACGCUCCGUCUUCCACAAGACUACGUGGAAAGGGCAAUACCUACAUUUUAAAAGCUUUGCGCCAAUACAAUGGAAACGUAAUCUAGUACAUACUCUUUUUCAAAGAGCGAGAAAUAUUUGCUCCAGGGAGACCAUAGAUACAGAAACUGCCCUUAUCAAAGAAGCCUUACUUAAUCGUGGUUAUCCUGCACGCUUCAUUCAGAAGUACAGCAACCAUUUACGGCCAAAGUUGACGGAACAGUCCGCUCCGAAGAAGCCCGUUAUAAUAUGUCUACCUUUUAAGGGUGACAACGCCUCAAACACAAUCAAGCGACGCUUGCGUUGCACUAUAGAAAGAACGUACCACGUACUGUGGCGCUCUGAGAACACGCUCACUGCUUAGACGCUAUAAACUAUAAAAGACUGUCUGCAGCCCGUCUGAGGCGAUUUGGGGGCUCAUUACGCAUGAGAUAUCGGGAGGGAUGUGCUGCAGCAUCUCCACAACCUUCAUAAGUCACUUCUCCCGUACAUGUACGUGAAGAAGGAAUAAGGUAAGCGGCGGCCGCAGGUCCUUGUUGGGCAUGUCGAACAGAUUUCUAACAGUGUGACGGAGGCUGUGGUUUACAGGCAGGCUGCAUACAUCACACAGCUCCUCAGUUGUCAGAGCAACCGCUCAGCAACUCACAGGCGAAACUUUCAGGAGACGAACGUUGAAGCACUUCACCAACCGGGGUGAUAAAGGAUGUGAGGGUCGUUCUCCCGCAACAAAAUGGCGGGAAAUGGUCAUCUAGAGGCCGUUGUGUGCCGGUGUCUAGGUGCCUGCUCGUCGAAGGAUCCAAACAGCAGGUCCACUGGAGAAAUUUUGCGUCCCACCAUCUGUGAAGACGACGGUGUGCUGCAGGAUUAGGUGCUGGGCUUGUGCACCAACUUGGCUCCACCCUAGUUGGUGACGAUCAACGACCGUCUAAGCCUCAGCGAGAAUCCCCCGGAAAGGUAUCUUCAUAGAUGUUUUAGCAGAUUUUGAAUAAUUCAUAUUGAUCCAACUGUGAAAAUAUCGGCCCCUCGGUGAGAUUCGAACCCACGACAGCAAGGGAAAGGCUUUAGUACAGCCAACGCUCUAGCCACCUGAACUACGAGGUCCUACCCGGUGACGUGAGUUUAAUCACGUUUGUGUCCAAUUACCCGCCCAACCUACUGCAAAUUCUGGAAUCCACCAAAUCUGACACAGUACGCCGACCGUCCAAGCAGGAUUCCGUAAGUAAUCACAUGACUCUUACCGCGGACUGGGUGCCAGUGGUGGAAGGAUUAAUGUCUUUUGGAGCGCUACAAGUUCCCACAGUAGCAGCCCUGCACUAAGCCGGAGACGUGGGUUCGAAUCCCACCGAAGCGACGAGUUUUUCACAGUUGGGUCAAUAUACACUAUAUCUUAUCCCAUGCCUACACAGGUCAGACCGAACGCAAUCUCUGGUCGUGUAUACAUGAACACAAGUUGACUAUGCGACGCGGUGGCGAAGUAUCACAGCUGGCUACGCCCACCUUCAAAUUAGGACACAAUUUAAAUUUUGCUGACUAAGAUAAUUUCUCAAGCCAGUGAGAAGGCCAGCCGGAAGUUGAUUCGGCAAGGCACUGGAAUAGAAGUCUUGUGACAGGCUGUGCCUAUUUCCGUGUUUUUAUAUCAACGUUAGACCUGACUUUCACCUUCGCCUCGACCCGAAUCUCCCCGGAAAUUUAUCACAGGGCCACCAGUAUUAUGAGAUUCCUAUUCACGUGCCCUACCGUCGAAGUCUAGUUAGUUGAUGGGAACUCAGUCAACCGCCGUAUUAAUUUUACGUCCGCAUAUAGAAUCGUUAACAGUCAUCUCCGGACCUGCGACCUUGGUCUUUGGUUAGUUGUAGUACUUAAUAACUGCCAAUUGUUCUGUUGUUACUGUCAUUUCUGAUGAUUGACUCGUGUGUGUGUGUUCAAAAUCUUGGACAGCCAAACAAACUGUUCCGAUGCUCGGUCAGUCUCGAUUUCAGGAAUGAAUUGAUGUAAGUCAAGGGUCACGCCGGGGGCCGAACUUUUCGCAGUCAUGCUAUAAAAGGCAUGCUUCAUCAGAGGACACAUGGUCCGGUUGUUUUGAGGACUUCUGUCAUCAGACUGUUCGUUGACUGGGAACGAGUUGCGCUCGGUCUAAGCGCAGAAUUUCGUUUUUAACCUCGUGGGAUGGUCGACUCGGUUCAUACUAAUAAAGAAGUGGCGUAGUUGUAGCAACAGACACGACUGUGGAUAACUUAGAAUGCCACAAGCGAGCUGUUUUGAAUAGCCUUUAAGAGAGGAAAUAACUCAAGUCGCCCUCAAUAUUCUGAGCACGAUUUAUAUGCAUACUGUUAGCAAUCCCGAUCGCUCCACGUUGCGUGUUCUCAGAAGUCGUUUGUUUAAAUCUGUAGUCCUUGUUCAAGUGUAAGGCAGUAUAUUUGAACGCAUGUAACUCGGAAAAUAUUUACUAGAAGAGAAAGAAAGGACCUGGGGAAGUAUGAAUUCAGUAACCAGACAGUUCGAAAACGGAUAUGGGUCCAGCUUCAGAAUAAGAUGGCGCCGCACUCCAUUGUAUAUUACUGCUCAUAUUCGCGCUGGAAAACCGCUAAUUAAGUCGUUGCUGAGGUCCUUCCUCUGGUGUUUAUACCACAAUUGGGGGUGAGGAGGUGUGUAGUUCGGGCUAAACCGUGCGGGUGUGGUAAGACGUAUCAUAAAAGUAUUUACUGCGACGCACGGCCUCCAACGAGAGCCAAACUUUCGUCUGCGACCCCCCCCCCGAAGCUAGGCUCCGAGUGGCGGGCACACCCCGGCAACCGCCGUGACUGGCAGGAUAGAUCAGAUGAGGGCAUCCGGUGUUGUACGCCUUCCCUAGCCCAGUAAUACUGCUCCCUUUCUAUCUCUUGCCCUCCCUACUUUCGAAAAGUCCCACGGGGAGGGAGACAUGCAAGCACAUAGGCUGCCCAGGCUAACUCGGGUCGCUCUCCCAGUAGACAAAGCCAUGACCCAUAGUGUAGUUCAGCAGCUGUCUGGGCUGUCUGAGCAGAUGUGUUAAGGAGAAGCACUACUUACACCCUCGCGGGGUAAGAGACUAGAGUCAGUGUUCUAACCAAUUGCUGGAAAAUCACGCUAUCUGCAAGCAUAUUGUGAUUUGUAGAUGCAGAACUCGCAGUAGAAACAGAACACUGAACGACAGCCACACUCGUUCCCAUCCCCUCUGCCCAACCGCGAGGACUGCCAGAAGGAGUACAGUUACUGUGGCAGUCUGGAAUGUUCGUUCUUUUUUAGACAACCCGCGAAGCAACCGACCGAAAGGGAGGACUGUGCUACUUACUCAAGAACUAACGUGCUACAGGACUGACAUAGCCGCUCUCUGCCAGGCCCUAUUCCCCGAACAGGGCCGACUGAAUGAGGUGAGUGCUGACUACACCUUCUGCUGGAGCGGCCACCCAAACACAGAGCCAUGCGACGCUGAUGUCGCCUUUGCCAACCGGAAGGACAUCGGGGGACGAUUGUUCUGUCUUCUGCAGGACGCCAACGACCGUCUCAUGACCCUACGCCUGUCUCUUCGGCGAGCCAAAUUCGCCAGCCUCAUCAGCGCCUACGCCCCCCCCCCAAUAGCUAGCUCAGACGAGGCGAAGAGCAAACACCAUAUGAAAUUGUACCCUCUCCUGGCAAUUGUACAGAAGGCGGACAAGCUGAUUGCCUUUGGGAACUUCAAUGCCGGCGUCGGGACAGACCACGCUGCCUGGGAGGGAGUGCUAGGUCCCCACGGAAUUGGCGGCUGCAACGACAACUGA
This is a messenger RNA of Spirometra erinaceieuropaei, 5603 nucleotides long. Lineage: Eukaryota; Metazoa; Platyhelminthes; Cestoda; Diphyllobothriidea; Diphyllobothriidae. The record is from the annotation of a GenBank genome assembly.